This is a messenger RNA of Durotheca rogersii, 847 nucleotides long. RefSeq lists its product as uncharacterized. NCBI's taxonomy places the organism in Eukaryota, Fungi, Ascomycota, Sordariomycetes, Xylariales, Xylariaceae. The coding region runs from base 170 to 769 and encodes 199 amino acids. The transcript has a single exon. The record is from RefSeq and is a predicted model, not a curated record.
CCUGCCUAUACCUACCUUUCUUCCCUCUCCGCGUCUAGUGAGGAGUGCGGCGAACAAGAUCGUGCAUGGAUAGAUAACUACAGAUGUUCGUAUAGAUGCACAUAUGCAUACCUAUAUACUCGUACAUAAAUAGAAUCUCUCGGGCACGCUGGCACAUCACACACCCAAUAUGCCUACCUACCUAGGUAGCUGGUUACAUAAUACCCAUCCAUGUAUAUAUCUAUUGACUGGCCUGCCUGCGUCCCAGCCUUCUCCCGCUCCCUCCCUUCGGCCAUCCUUCCGGUCCCCUGCCGCUGCUCGCAUGACCAGCCCCCUUCCCCUUGAAUCCGUUACACGCCGAGAUGCUGCACGUCCAAUCGUCCGACGCCCGCACCCCCCCGUCAACCGUCUCCGACUGCGUUACCCAAGUCGCGCGACUCCCCGUCACCCGGGGGCUAAACCCUGCCUCCCCGGAGUUCCGCCGAUGUUACCCCCCUCACCCGCCAAAAAAGAAUCUAGGGUCCGCAUCAACCUGUUCAAAACCGGAGGGUAUCAUUGCCUAUCAUCCUUGUGGUAUCGUACAUCGUUAUCCCGCUGCCCGCGCCGUCGCGUCGUCGCCGUCGUGGUAUCCCGUCCGUCUUCCCUUCCUCUCCCAACCCAGUGUCAGUCUACCCCCGCAGUCCCAUCCCUUGAACCUCCACCCUACCGGUCGCUUCCGCAACGUGCGGCCGCCCUCCGUCUUCGCCAACCCCGACCGUGCAUACAUCGGGCUAUGCGGAAGGGAUCGUAACAAGUGGGAUAUCACAUACGUCUAAUUUCCCUACUUCGGGAAACGGAGGGGGAAAACAAAACAGUCCUCAAAAAUAUA